GAGCGGGGAAGCGAACCCGGUUCACCAGAUUACGAGUCUACCGCUCUUAACUACUACACCACACUGGCUCUCACUACAACUUCCAUAAUUCUUGACCAUUGACCAUGCUUGCUAGGGUUGAUGGGAUUUGUACUGGAUGGUCAAAGGUUCUCCAGAGCUGCCAUGGAGCUAUCAGGAUCUGGGGGCAAGGCAGGAAGUAGGACGAAAGAACAAGCCCAAAGGGAGGAGCCAAGAGUGAGACCAGACCAUAAGAAGAGCUUUCUUGGAUCAGGCCCAUCUAGUCCAGUAUCCUGUUCUCACAACAUGAGCAACUCAUUGUAAGCCCACAAGUAGGUCCUGAGUCAACAGCGUUCUUCCCACUUGUGGUUCCAAGCAGCUGGUACUCAGAGGCACAAUGUGUCUGACAGUGGGCAUAGAACAUGGCCAAUACAGCUAGUAGCCACUGAUAGCUUCAUCCUCCAGACAUGCAACUCUAUAAUUCUAUGACGUUAGACCUCAGGUAGACCGUGGUGCUCAUUUGGAAUAGGAAGUCCUUUAUACUGCUUCCUGCCACGAAGGGCAAAUGUUUAGCCCAGGAGGUUGGAUCUGGGAAGUUCUUUCCCAUGAGGUUGCAGUUACAUGGCUUAACAGAUAGGGCAGCAGUUCCUGACACAGAGGCAUCAAGCCAACCAUCGUAUGGACGGCCAUCUGCCAUGGAUGCUUUAUCUGAGAUUCCUGCAUUGCAGGGGAUUGGGCUUCUGGGAUCCCUUCCAACUCUGUGAUUCUGUAGUAGCAUGGACAAUGUAUCCUGCGACCCUUUGGCCUUCUGGGCAGUCCACUGCUAUGGACUGUCAGGAGUUCAGGCUACACUUGAGCAGGACCCUGGCAGAGACACAUGCCCAACUGGCAUGUUCCCUCCCUCCUGGUCGAUCAUUCAGGAGCUUCAAAAGCUUUCUUCAGCCCGAACAUCACAGUGACCAAUGCCAACCAACACUGGCACACUUAGGGAUCCACAGAGUUUGCGCAUCUCGCGUGACACACCUCAGCAACUCAGCAUUUUGGCUAAUCUACUUUAUUUACAUAUAAGCACACACGGAGUGCUGCAACAUGGCUCACUCUCUCUCUAGCAUCAGACAGCAAAGAGAAUGAACAACGGACAAUAGUCACGGAACACAGUAACACAAACAUCCUGUCUCCGUCACUUCCCACUCUGUGGAGUCAAAACAUAUACCGUCAUGUGAAAGACAAAAACCCCAUGACUGCAAUCAUGGAGCAGGAAUUCUAACAUGGACAACAAGGCAUGGCUAAUUUGCCCUGGAAGCCCCUCUUACACAAUGGGUCCCGUGUGAUUGGCUGAUUCAACCCCCCUCCUGGAGCCUGAUUGGACUGUUCCGGCGGGCCAAUCAGGUUGCUGAUUCACUUCCUCCUGGAGCAGGAUUGGGCGGCUCCUGCCGACCAAUCAGGUUGCUGCCUUCUAGGAUCCUACCUGCCUAUUGUUCUAGGAUCCAAGCUCAGUACAUAACAAGAAGGGUGAGCUGGUACAGUGCCAACAUACCCGUCUUGCCAAUCCAAUGUUCCUUUUGGUGUUUUUGGACAGUGUCAACCUGACCGCUUUCCUUCCUGACGCUAAAGAUGGGAGGUCAGGGAAACACCACUGCCCUUCCCCCCCAAUGGCCAAGUCGUCCAAAUACACCCAACAUGGGGCUAUUGGGGUCCAUGUCUUGUCUGAGGCUUUCUGCACAGCCCUAACACAUUCAUCCAGUGCUUUACCAACUGCACUGGCUCCCGGUGGAGUACAGAGUCAGGUUUAAGGUGCUGGUUUUUACGUUUAAAGCCCUAUGCGGCCUAGGACCUAGUACCUAUGGGACCACCUCUCCUGGUAUGCCCCUUAAGGUCCACAAAUGACAACAUUUUGGAGGUCCCAAGUCUCAAGGUGGUUAGAUUGGUCUCAACUAGGGCCAGGGCCUUUUCACUACUGGCCCCGACUUGGUGGAAUGCUCUGUCACAAGAGACCAGGGCCCUGCGAGACUUGACAUCUUUCCACAGGGCCUGCAAGACAGAGCUGUUCCGCCUGGCCUUUGGUUUGGACUCAGUCUGACCCUUAUGUUUCCCUCCCCUUAUGGUUUUGAUCUGUGGGCUACUUUUAAAAUGAGGCUGCAUUUUAAAUUGCAUUUUAACCUCUAUUUUAAAUUGGUUCCCCUCCCCUUAUGUUUUUACUGUAAUUUUACUGGUGUUAGCCACCCUGAGCCUGGCUCUGGCCGGGCAGGGCGGGGUAUAAAUAAAAUUUAUUAUUAUUAUAUUAUUAACAAGAAUCUAAUUGUGGAGCUUUCUCGUACUUUGGUGCUAUCGUAUCUGCUUGUUGAUCCUUGCUUGCUUGUUUCAAAAGAUGCCUCUUCCUCCGGACUUCAGGGGAAAAGGGAGACAAACAUCCAACUCAACGUGAGAUGUUCCCUUGAACCAUUCCAAGACAGCAUUAGCCAUUUCCCUUUCUGCCUAUUAACCUGGGAAGCCUUCAAUCAGCUCAGAGAAUUCUCUAUUUCCAGGGUAAUAAUGUAUUGGUUUCAAAAGAAAGAAAAGGAAAGAAAGAAAAGAAAGAAAGAGAAGAGAAGAAAAUCAGUUUAAGAAACUUACUCCAACUUCUAAUGCAAUGAUCUGCCCAUCUUGACAAGUUUUGAACUUCAGGAUACGCUGGUUCAUUACUCAAUUAAAACCCAGCGCAGCUAAGCU
Messenger RNA from Podarcis lilfordi (Lilford's wall lizard), 2706 nucleotides. The record is from the annotation of a GenBank genome assembly. NCBI's taxonomy places the organism in Eukaryota, Metazoa, Chordata, Lepidosauria, Squamata, Lacertidae.